Messenger RNA from Osmia bicornis bicornis, 4142 nucleotides. It is a transcript of the gene Sap47, whose product is annotated as synapse-associated protein 1. Gene Ontology annotation, cellular component: cytoplasm; synapse. NCBI's taxonomy places the organism in Eukaryota, Metazoa, Arthropoda, Insecta, Hymenoptera, Megachilidae. The record is from RefSeq and is a predicted model, not a curated record. The transcript has 9 exons. Bases 223 to 1536 code for a protein of 437 amino acids.
GCAGUAGUCGGCUAUUAGGCUGCGCAGUAUGAUAUGCGCGAUCACGGACAGACUUCGCGCAGUUCGUGGUUGCGCGACCAGCUAAGCGGACAAGCUUUUACCGUCACUCGGUCCCGAGCGGGUUUCAGUGACGUUUCUGCUAGCGUAGAGAAUAGGUCAGAAAGAAGAUACAUAGUAUCCAUCACGCACAUUCCAGUGUUAGAGCAAUUGACAUAAUUCAAAAUGUUCACGGGGCUAACGAAUCAGAUGUCUACAUGGAUGGGAAAGAAAGGCGAAGAAAGCAAUACAGAAAUGCCGGCAGAAGAAAAAAUUACUCCGGUUACUGAACCAGGCGAUGUCGAUGCAGAGAAAAAAGACAGCCCUACCAAAGGUAGUAGCAAAUUGGAAAUGUUGGCCGGUGUAAAGUCUCAAAUGACGGGCUGGUUUAGCGGUGGAAUACCGGGAUUAACCCGUGGCGGUGCACAUGGAAAUGAAGGCGAGUCCCAACCGCCGGCGAAUGGCACCCAAGUGGCGCAAAACACCCAAAGCGAGCCGGCCCAGAAGGAAGAUGACGCAAGCAGGCAAGACGCUACUGGGGGUGCUGACAGCGGUCCUGGAAGCUUAGAGGGAUCACCGAUCGACGACAAAGAAGAGGGACAACAAGCAUUUGGAGGUGUUUCCACGAAGGCUCUGGCAGGUGCCAAGACUCUGGGCGGGUUUUUAUACAGCGCUGUGAACAAGGCUGGUAAAACCGUGGUUGAGGCUGGUGUGAAGAUCAAGAAAACCGUCGAGGAGAACAGAUUGGUCGCGGAACUGAACAAAGAACAGGAGGCUUUCAUUGCCAACAAGCACACCGAAAAGGGAGAGGCCGUUGCACCGUGGGUCGGUGCACCGAACGAGGACGUAUUACGCGAAGAAUGCUUAUCUCUCUCAACGGACAAACGCAACUUCUUGAGGCCCCCACCCGAGGGAGUUGAUUUUCCAUGGGACUUCGAGGUUGUGCAGCCGAUGGCGGAAGCCACCCUUGCUUUGGACCCGAAUCUGAAGGACAUGCGAUUCCAGCUGGUACCGAAAGUAAUAUCCGAAGAGAAUUUCUGGCGGAACUACUUCUACCGGGUCUCGGUUCUCCGUCAGAGCCACGAACUGAACGCGAUGGCCAGUCAGGCUGAAAACAACCAGAAUCUGACCUCCGCCGGAAACGUGAAUCAACCUGAAGUUCAAGUGACCACCGGCCAGGAAAGCGGCGGAACUGUGACCACCAGCAGUAACAACGCCGAUUCCCCGGGCCACGAAUUCGUGUCCGAUAGCAUGAGGGUCUCGGACACGGACCUCGAAGAGGUCCGCGAGGGCAUGAAAAAACUUGGGAUGCAACCACCUAAAGAAGAAGAUUGGGAACGCGAAUUGGAAGCGGAGCUGAAGGAUUACGAGGUUGUUGUAACCGGAAGCGAGACGAAGAAUGGCGUCGCAACCACCAAAGACACCGACGCGAAUAAAGACGAUUGGGAGAAGCAGAUCGACGAGUUACUGGCCAACGAGGAAGAGGAGGACCUCAAGUGAGCCGAAGGGAUCCUCUUUGUGACCGGAUACAGAGAAGAUCUCGUCGCGUUUCAAUUGAGAUCCUGCCAGGAGAGAUUCGGCUUCUUCUUUUCUUCCAUCGAUCUUCCUCCGGUUUUCUAAAAAUAAAAAAAGGAAAACCGAAAGAAAGAAUCUUGCUCUGUCUCUCUUUUCGAAAAAUUCCUUAUUUUUAAUUGGGUAAUUAGUGUUCGGGACUUGAUCGUUUAAUUUAAUAAAGAUGGAGAGAGAAAUGAAUGAUUGUUGUUGAUAGAGGAGGUAGAAGAUGGAAGGGGAGGAAGGAGGGUUGGAAGAGGAAACAAGUUUUCCUCUUCUUACAGGGGUAUGUUUUCUCUCGACAGCGUGUACGUUUACGAUCCUCGAGCACGAUGAAGACGAUAGGGUGACCCGAGGGUGAUGGGUUAAUUAUUUUUCGACGAUCUAGCUUCUCCGUCGAUUCCAUCCAUCGAUGAUCCAUAGACGGUGGACGGGUGUGCACACGGGACACGAUUCUAUGUACUUGAACGCCACACUUAUGUCAAUUGUUAGACUCGCCGUCGAUUACUACACGGGCGAAUGUGUAAGAUUUCUUCAUGCAUUUUCUCGUUUGUAAUAUUGAUCGUUAAACAUAUUUAAAGAAAGAAAAAAAAAAGAAGAUAAAUCAAUGUACUUCUUAAUGUUUACUCGAUAUGCACUGUGCUAAGAAAUAUAUAUGUGUAUCUCGUGUGAAUAAUAAAUUAAAUACGAUUGAAUAUUCUUCAUCGGGUUCGAAGGAUCGAGGACUAUCCAGGAUCACACACUUUACACUGCCGUGUGCCGAAGGACACCGUUUCGAACGGAUCGACGAAUCAGCUUCUCUUUUUUUUUUUUUUUUUAAUUUUAUCAAAUUGACACGUUUAAUGCCAUAGUGGAAAAAGUCGCUUCAUUUUUUAAUUAUUUACUUUGAAUUAAAAUUGGGAAAUAAUUUUUCUGCAAAUAGCUAAUUUUUAAAUUUCCAGUUUUAGGUUAUUAAUAUAGUAAUACUUAUUCCUUUUUUUUUAAAUUAUUUAAAGCAUCGAUCAUAGGUGCCUUUAAUCAGUGUAAUAAUUAAUUUCCAUUAACAUACUAAUUGCAUUAUUAGUAUAACGCUAACGUCACCCAAACUUGCCCCUAAUUAUCCAAUUACGCAAAAUUUGAGGCGUCCAUCACCACCACGGCAAUCAACGUGUUAAUCUAUCGGAGAUCAAGCAUCCUACAACGAUCCUUUAUCGUUAUUCGUCGAUCGUGGAUGUUGCAUGCCAAAGAUGAAUUCAAUUCGAUUAAACAUACUCUGCCUCCGUUAAUUGUACCACGUGUACGAAAGAAAAAUCGUUGGCUAACAUGGUUUCAGAGCAUAUAUUAAGGUUAUGUUGGCGAGAGUCUACUUGUUCCAUUAAAUUGAUUGUUAAUUACGCUGACGUUGAGUAUAUGUUUAAUAUUUAAACUGCUGUGUCCACGUGAAAGCAAAUAGAAGAUACUAGAAAGAGGAAAGAAUGAUUUUCCGCGCUGUACCGUCCAACGGAAAGCAUUUCUGGACAGAAAUGAUAGCAUUAUAUAACAUCGAGAUUAAAGAGAUUAGCUUUUCACGUGGACCAAUCUCGAUCGACGAGAAAAAGGGAAUUUUCGUUACCAACCAUGAAAAAUGGAACAUGUGAUUCGUAGGAAGAAAAGGAAGGCUGUAAAAGGAAAUCCUUGCACUUCCCGUCGAGACGUUCGUUUUGCGUGCGCCGCUAUGUUGAGUCCAGAUCUUUCGUCAAUUCUUCCCCAGAGAUUUUCUAUAUUCUCUCUAUCGUUCAUCGACCGACUGAUUCGAUGUAUGAUGAAAAAAAAAACUCACUAGCCUAGAGGACUCCCUGAUCCUUUAACCCUUUCGCUGCUACAGGUAACUAUAGUCGCCCAAAGGGUGUAAAUUUUUGAAUAACAAUUGAGUAUUAUCUAAAAAACACUUGCGGUUUAAAAAACAAUUUAAUAUGGAAGCGUUUUGUAUCGACGAUGGCUGUAGCGGAAGGGUUAAGGGUAGAGAUGAAAAAAAAAAAAGAAAGACUUAAAAUUCUGAGCUCAACGCUGGUUCACCGCGUGCGCGUGUUUCAUUCAACUCGCUGCGAGGUUUUUUCAUUCGCGCUAGUCGUUAGGUCAUAUAUGGAUACGUAUACUGUAUUAAAUGUAUAUUAAUGUUAAGGUGUGUAAUUAAUUCGGGCCUAAGUUACGUCGAAGUUCCACAGAGUCGAUAAUCGUGAAAUUUCAUUAACACGAAGCUCCCCCCCUUCCCCCCUCAGAAUAAGUGAUAUAAUUCCACUAUCUAGCCAUGUUUUUUUUUCUUUUUUUCGUUAAGACGAAUCUGUUGGGUGUUAUACGUUUAUAUUCUAUUGAUUCAUUGUUAUAUAUUUCCCUCUUGGCACCGACCGAGAGGUUAGAAAACGUACAUUAUAUAUCGCGACGAGGAGAGCCCUUCAUCUUUUGAACGGGCGAAACCGAUGGAUCAGGAAAGUAAAUUUAUGUAAGACUUGAUAAGCGAACGUCUUUCCCUCUGUAAUAAAAAAAAAGAAAAAAAGAAAAAAAAAUUCAACGUUAACAGACACACACACACACACACA